ACAUAUACAUAGUGCACCUCUUCUCAUUCCCGAAGAAAGUAAAACAAGAAAAACAGAGACAGAAAAGAGAGUAAUAUUGUGCUCUCAUCUCAUGGUAGUUACAAAAUGCAAGACAACGAGGAAUGUACACCUGACAAGUACAUUUUUCCUAAUACUUGUGAUCAUUUGUUCAGCCUCACCGUCAUGCAAAGGCCAAGAUCAGCCCCAAGCACGUCUUCCUUGUCCCCCUAGGCCACCGCCACCACAUAGACCACCGCCGUGUAAUUUGUUAGAGAUGUCACACCACCAUCGUCAUAGGUCGCCUCCAUCUUCACCCCUACUGGUGCCAUCAUCUCCACCACGCAGUUUGUUAGAGCAGUCACACCAUCAUCACCACAAGUCACCACCAAUGCCAGCAGUGCCAUUGCCACCACCAUGUAGUUUGUCUAAGAUGUCACACCAUUAUUCCCAUAGGUCGCCAUCAUUGCCGCCAGUGUCGUCACCACCACCACUGGAACUAGUGUCGUCGUCACCACCACGUAGCUUGUUUGAGACAUCACACCAUCAUCAUCAUAGGUCACCACAAUCACCACAAGUGUUAUCUUCACCACCACAUGGUUUAUCAGAGAUGUCACAACGUCAUCACUAUUGGUCAUCUUCCCUACCAUUGGUGCAAUCAUCAUCACUACCAUGUAGUUUGUCCGAGACUGUUUCCCUAAAGCCAAAGCCCGAGACGUGCUACCCCUACAAUAACAGAUUUUGUCUGACUCAUGAUUGCGAGAACAUGUGCAAGGAAAAUGGCUUUAAACCCAAAAAAAGCUAUUGUGUUGAGAGAGCGGAUGCUAAAUGGGAAUGUUGUUGCAAACAUUAAGCAAUGUAACUAAAGCAUAUAUUUGAUGUGAACUCAAUAAGAUAA
Messenger RNA from Zea mays, 895 nucleotides. RefSeq lists its product as uncharacterized. Bases 92 to 850 code for a protein of 252 amino acids. The record is from RefSeq and is marked predicted. Lineage: Eukaryota; Viridiplantae; Streptophyta; Magnoliopsida; Poales; Poaceae. The transcript has 2 exons.